Ramularia collo-cygni is the source of this 759-nucleotide messenger RNA. Its product is annotated as probable GTP-binding protein ypt4. The transcript has 3 exons. Gene Ontology annotation, biological process: regulation of endocytosis. Gene Ontology annotation, cellular component: endosome. The record is from RefSeq and is a predicted model, not a curated record. The coding region runs from base 1 to 759 and encodes 252 amino acids. Lineage: Eukaryota; Fungi; Ascomycota; Dothideomycetes; Mycosphaerellales; Mycosphaerellaceae. Gene Ontology annotation, molecular function: GTPase activity; GTP binding.
AUGGCGCAACCCUACGACUACAUUUCCAAAAUUGUGUCCCUAGGCGACUCUGGCUCAGGGAAAUCCAGUCUGACGAUCCGCCUCUGCGAAGGACGCUUCGUCUCCCACCACGAUGUCACAAUCGGCGUAGAAUUCGGCUCAAGGAUCGUCCCCGUAGGCCCACCCGCAAGUCUCGAGCACAAUAUCAACAACCCAAGCAGCAGCAGUCCCACGGAACCGGUGGUGCAAAAUACUACAGGUGGCAGAGGUGCGAAGAAGGAACCCGAGCAGAAACAUAUGAAGCUCUCAUUAUGGGAUACGGCUGGGCAGGAAACUUACAAGUCUAUCACGAGAUCCUACUUUCGAGGCGCAUCGGGGGCACUGCUGGUCUUUGAUAUCUCGAGGAGGAACACUUUUGCGUCUGUGACUGCUUGGCUGCAUGAUCUGAGGCAGAUUGCAGAGGAUGAUAUCGUUGUGGUGUUGGUGGGGAACAAGUCUGAUCUCGCGAAGGAUAAGAGGCAAGUCGAGGUGGCAGAGGCCRAGGCGUGGUGUAAGGAGAACCGCGUGAUGCAGUACGUGGAAACGAGUGCAAAGAGCGGAGAGAAUGUUGAGCGGGCGUUCUUAGAGGUUGCAGAAAGGAUAUAUCAGAAUAUCGAGGCUGGAAAGUACGAUCUGAAUGACCGAAGAAGUGGUGUCAAAGGUCCUGGAGCUGGAGGUGGAAGGGCUGUCAACUUGGGAGCUGCGGAUCGCAAUGUCGCGAAGAAGGCCGGGUGUUGCUGA